Molecule: messenger RNA, 2445 nt
Organism: Anarrhichthys ocellatus (wolf-eel)
Lineage: Eukaryota; Metazoa; Chordata; Actinopteri; Perciformes; Anarhichadidae
Product: glucose-induced degradation protein 4 homolog
Exons: 6
Coding region: 230-886 (218 amino acids)
Biological process (GO): negative regulation of gluconeogenesis; proteasome-mediated ubiquitin-dependent protein catabolic process; protein targeting to vacuole
Cellular component (GO): GID complex
Source: RefSeq, a predicted model, not a curated record
AAGCAAGCUGAACUCUGUUGGCCAAUGAGAAGGGCGGAUUCUGCUGCUCGAAGUCCACAUACUUUUCUGGAAGCUUGGCGCCUGGUAAACUAAACUGUGGAGGAUUCGGGGGGAAUUUUAAUGUUGGUGGACCUCUCAGUCCGCUCCCUCCUCGUCGUAGACGCCGACAGAGACCAUCGCUCGGACGGCAAUUGACCAGGUUCGGUGCCCAGCUCGCCAAGCGGGAGCCAUGCCUGUCCCCGCUGGAUACGUCAGCGACUCCCCAGCAGCGGCCUUCGCAUCCUCGGCCUCGCUUAUUCCACCGCCACCGAUAAACACCCAGCAGCCCGGUGUUGUCACCUCGCUGCUGUACAGCGGCUCCAAGUUCAGGGGCCACCAGAAGAGCAAAGGGAACUCGUACGACGUUGAGGUUGUUUUGCAGCAUGUCACCAUGGAGGAUUCCUACCUGUGUGGCUACCUGAAGAUAAAAGGACUGACUGAGGAAUACCCAACUCUCACCACGUUCUUCGCCGGGGAGAUCAUCAGCAGGAAGCGGCCGUUUCUCACCCGUAAAUGGGAUGCGGAUGAGGAUGUGGAUCGUAAGCACUGGGGCAAGUUCCUGGCUUUCUACCAGUAUGCAAAGACGUUCAACUCGGAUGAUUUUGACUAUGAGGAUCUGAAGAGCUCUGACUAUAUUUUCAUGAGGUGGAAGGAGCAGUUCCUGGUCCCCGACCACACAAUAAAAGACAUCAGCGGAGCUUCCUUUGCCGGAUUCUACUACAUAUGCUUCCAGAAAUCCACAGCAACGAUCGAGGGCUACUACUAUCACAGGAGCUCCGAAUGGUACCAGUCUCUAAACCUCACCCACGUUCCCGAGCACAGUGCAGCCAUCUAUGAGUUCCGAUGACCCCGGCCGGCAUCGUGGAUCUUUUCUUGAUGGACACAGACUUGAGGCAAAGCGGAGGUCUGCAGAUGCUACCGAGAAUGAAAAAAGGAGAACGACUAGGGAUGAGAAUUUUGGACUCUGGAGAAGUGCAAACUCCUACAUGUUCCCAAUAACUGGACGGACAGCGGAUUGACCGGUGGACGGGGAUAGCGGACAAAUGAAUGUAUGGUUGAGAUGAGAAGAAAGGAAGAAAGAGCCGUUGUGCUCCCUGGCUGGAGCUUGUAAAGUUCCAACCAGCAGCAGAGACUGGGUGUGGCUCACAUAGUGUACCCCUGUCUCCUUUCGUUUUAACGUCUGGUAUUAAAAAAAAACGCUUGGCGCAGUAUCUCGAGACACUUUAUAAACUGAGUUGAGAAUUCCCCUUCUUGUUUUGCAACUAGAAGCGUCUACGUUGGACAAGGAUUCCUCUGAGGAGUCUGCUCCUAUAGACACGAUCUCUAAAGAAGUAGCGUCUGUGAGGAAGAAAAGCACGAGAGUAGUUUGGGUUCAUGAUUGAUUGGAGCUUUAAUCAGCCCAUAAGCUAGAAUGGCAGUAUUUUUUGGAGCUAAGCUGGGUCUUUGUUUGCCUGCCAAGAUGAUAUUUUGUUAUUUUACUCUAAUUGAUGGAGGCAGAGUGACACUUUUAAAGGCUGCAAUGUCAGUGACAAGCAAAACAAGCUUUCCCCCCCCCCCAUGUUCAUACAACUCCAUGGGAGAUUAUUAUCAACAUGUGAUUGCUGUGGAUCUUGCUCUAUUGCGUUACAUUUGCACAAACAUGGACUAUAUGUUACUAAUGCUUGCAGUCAGGAUUUACACUUGCGUGCCCUCGUACACAAGGUGGCAGGACAAGCUUUUUAACUCGUUUUUAAGGGUUUGACUGCACGGGGGAGUUCAGAGCCAAAACAAUCACUUAAAAGUAUUUAAAAAAAAAAAAAAAAAAAAAAAAAAAAAAAGUAUUUUUACUUUGCACUCUGCAUUUAACAAAGAGCUUUUUACUCCCUCAUUUGUCAUUUUAAAUGAAGAUCCCCUCUAUCCCCACGUUUCUGUUCCCUCGACUAUGCAACACUUUCAACAUAGAGCUCUUUAAACAUAAAACCUGCAGUUUUCAGAGACAGAAUUUUAUUCUAUCCUCAUAGUAUAUGAAAAGAAAAAGAAUCUAUCUUAAUAAAAGGAAAUAUUUUUGUUAAAUUGCCUGUGAAAACAUUACCUGAUCAUGUUCCCUUCCCACGUGACUGUGCCAUCUUUCUAAAGCUUAUCAGAGUUGUAUUAUAACAGUGUGUUUUUUGAGAAUAAGCCUGGAUUUGAUUGACGGUGUGACUGUAAAGAAUGGAUUUUAAAAAAAUCAUAUCAAAAUACCUUUUCACUGUGUCUUGCUUGUUUGACCAAUGUGCUACAUCAUGUGUUUAGGUGAUAUUUUCAUAACACACCUCAAGUUAAUUAUUAUUUACUCAUUUUAAAGUCUAAAACAUUGUAUACAGUUCAAUAACAAUUCAAAGUAUUUGUCAACACUGUCAAUUAAUAAACUUGAUUGUGUACUUGAAU